UCCCCUCCCGGCGGCGGCGGCUCGCUGUCCUGGUUCUUCCCCGCAGCUGAGAUAGUGAGCAGCAAAGAUCAUAGACCUCCGCUCUAUGAUCCAAAGAUAGUAUCUUUGCUGAGCAGCUUCUCCGGGCUUCAGCACCGCCCCCACUGCACACUCUGACCCUUACACCGGGGCCUUGCACACUUUACCUCUCACGCCUGUUUGCAAGCUGUGUUUUUUUCCCCUGGAGACAGCGAUAUGCCAUUGUUUUGCCUGUCAGCGCAUGCAAUGUGAACUGUUAAUUUCCUGUCUUCAUAUAUUGUAGGUCGCCGCUCCCACGGUGCCUGAGCCCCGGGCUCUCCCAGUGCAAUGAGCUCGCAUUCCCUGCCAACCAAGUUCGUGCUGACUGCCUGCGCCGCCACUAUAGCAGAAACAGUAACCUUUCCUCUCGAUUUGACUAAAACAAGACUUCAAAUUCAAGGGGAAGCGGUCGACCGAUUCUAUGAAACAGCGAAGCCUUACAGGGGAAUGGUGAAGACAGCAAUUGGAAUAGUUAAAGAAGAGGGUGUGUUCAAGCUGUGGCAAGGUGUUACUCCUGCCAUCUACAGACAUAUAGUGUAUUCCAGUGUACGGAUGGUUGCAUAUGAACAGCUUCGUGAAUCACUACUUAAAAGGAAUGCUGAUGGCUACUUCCCAUUGUGGAAAGCUGUAUUAGGAGGAAUGUCGUCUGGUGCCCUUGGUCAAUUUUUUGCAAGCCCAACAGAUCUGGUGAAAGUUCAGAUGCAAAUGGAAGGGAGAAGAAGGCUGGAAGGAAAACCUCCAAGAAUCCACGGAGUCUACCAUGCUUUCGUCAAAAUUUUGUCCGAGGGUGGAAUCAGAGGAUUAUGGGCAGGUUGGAUACCAAACGUGCAGAGAGCUGCGUUAGUCAGUCUGGGAGAUUUAACUACCUACGACAUGGUCAAACACUUCUUACUACGAAACACAACUCUGAAGGAUAGUAGCUUAUGCCAUGGUUUAUCAAGCAUUUGUGCAGGACUAGUUGCUGCUACCAUGGGAACCCCUGCAGAUGUCAUUAAAACCAGAAUCAUGAAUCAGACAAGAGAUAAACAAGGAAGGGGUUUACUAUACAUAUCCACGUAUGAUUGCUUGAAGCAGACAAUAAAGAGAGAGGGAUUAUUGUCAUUGUACAAAGGGUUUCUCCCAACUUGGGCAAGAAUGGCACCUUGGUCCAUGACAUUUUGGCUCACGUUUGAACAAAUCAGAAAAUUAACAGGCAUCAAUUCAUUUUGACAUUUAUUCAAAUCUAAUAUAACUUCCGUGAAGACACAAGAGACUGCAGAUGCUGGAAUCUUGAGCAAACCCCAAAGUGCUGGAGGAACUUGGCGAGUCAGGCAGCAUCCGUGGUGAGGAUGGACAGAUAACAUUUUGAGUCGGGACCCUUCUUCAGACUGCCUGACCCUCUGAGUUCCUCCAGCACUUAGUCUUUUGUUCAUAACUUCUGUGAACAACUUGUUCAUAACUUCUCUUUGUAAACAUGAUAUUGGAGCGGAGGCAGAAAAUAGAAAAUAAAGUUGAAACUCUUUCACAUGCGCUUGUUAUGCAUAUGGAAAUAUUGCAGUUAGUUCUAACCUUAACCCCAUACAACAGAGAAUUCUGGAACUAUCCAACAGGUGUGUAAAGUUUAUCAAUUCUUUAAGUUCACUCAGUGUUGUUUAGCUUUGGAUAUUUUGAGCUGUUUCAUCAUUUAAUUAUUUAAAAGUUCGAAUAUUGUGCUACCAAAGCUAAAUUGCUCAAAAUUAGCAACCAAUUGUUAUUUUUCUUAAAGACAAUACUUCAAAUAACUUUCCAGCUAAACACCCGUUAAACCACCAUUUUUUUAUUUUAAAAUAUGUCCAAUUUAAAAAGUGGUUUAUUAUACACUUCUCUAGCUUAGAAUGUAAGUGUAUUUGUUUGACUGAAUUCAAAUAAACUAUUAAUUGCAUCAAAUGA
Amblyraja radiata (thorny skate) is the source of this 1965-nucleotide messenger RNA. It is a transcript of the gene slc25a27, whose product is annotated as solute carrier family 25 member 27. The coding region runs from base 346 to 1266 and encodes 306 amino acids. The transcript has 9 exons. The record is from RefSeq and is a predicted model, not a curated record. NCBI's taxonomy places the organism in Eukaryota, Metazoa, Chordata, Chondrichthyes, Rajiformes, Rajidae.